GCGGGCCCUUCUGGGAAGCCGUUCUCGCUCUCGCUGACGCGUCCGCCGACGACCUGGCCGACUGCCCGGCCGCGAUCGAGGGGUGCCUUAAAGCCAUCGUACGCCUCGUGAUGUACGCGCUUGGAUCUGCCAUCCUGGACGGCCCCAGCAGACGGGAGGCCGUCACCCCCCAUGGCUGGGAUGCGGCCGACCCGGACGACCGCGUCUUCCGG
This is a messenger RNA of Prorocentrum cordatum, 212 nucleotides long. NCBI's taxonomy places the organism in Eukaryota, Dinophyceae, Prorocentrales, Prorocentraceae. The record is from the annotation of a GenBank genome assembly.